Molecule: messenger RNA, 615 nt
Organism: Rodentolepis nana
Lineage: Eukaryota; Metazoa; Platyhelminthes; Cestoda; Cyclophyllidea; Hymenolepididae
Source: the annotation of a GenBank genome assembly
GACCAUAUUAGCUAUUUAGCAGCAUGGAUUUCGCAAUCUGUCCUGAUAAUCGCGUUCUCUGUUUUAUGUUUGGCAUUUAUUAAACGAGAUUUGCAUAGUAUUUUAUAUGCAAUUGGAAUGCUUUCAAAUGAGGUCUUAUGCAAAGUUGCAAAGAAGUUGAUUAAGGCACCGCGUCCUCCUACUCAUCCUUCGUUGCUUGUUUCGUCCCACGGAAUGCCGUCCAAUCAUGCUCAAUUUAUGUUUUUCAUGACGGCCUACUUUGCUCUUUUUGUUAGAUAUCGUCUCUCACCUAGACAUUACUCUUCUACUUUCCGCUUUCUUGCCCCAAUUUUUAUGUUCGUCUUUUCAACUAUCGUCUGCUAUACUAGAAUCUAUUUGGAAUUUCACUACAUGGGCCAGAUUUUCAUGGGUGCUCUUGUGGGCAUUAUUUUCGGCAGCUUUUGGUUCUUUUUAGUUCAUGUCAUUUGCACACCUUGGUUCCCAUGGAUCGUUAACAGUAAAAUUGGGACACAGCUCAUGCUCCAGGACUUCACAAACGUCCCAAAUGUAUUUACUGUUGAGUAUAACACAAUGAGGCAGUACAAUCGAAAUCCAAACAAGAGGCAUAAGAAGUGA